ACCACCACCGUCUCCAUUCUCCACUUCGUGGUUCGUGCCUCCCCCAACCGUCUCUCCCCUCCCCACCUCCUUCCCGCAAGGCCGCACCUCAUGCCUUGGCGACGCCAUUGGUAGCUUCGCCUGUUGGUCGGAGCGCGCAGGGGAAGUGAGAGGGAGGAGGGCUAGGAGGAAGGAGGAGGUCGCCGGAGUAGCGGCAAGAUGUUCGACAGCUUGCUCAACUCCAAGUUCUACAACAAAUGUAAGCACGCCUUCAAAUGCAUCCGGACGCGGAUGGCUCCGAUACGGCGGAAGAAGCACGCCAUGAUCCGGUUCCUGAAGAAGGACGUCGCCGACCUCCUCGCCAAUGGCCUCGACACCCACGCCUUCGGAAGGAUGGAUGGCCUGAUAGUUGAGCUGAACCAUGCUUCUUGCUAUGAUAUGAUCGAAGGAUUCUGUGAUUACAUUGGGAAGCAACUGGGAAGCCUUCAGAAGCAGAGGGAAUGCCCCCCAGAAUUCAGGGAAGCUGUAUCAACCCUCAUAUUUGCUGCUGCUCGGUAUCCUGAUUUACCUGAACUUUGUGACCUAAGGCACAUAUUCACAGAGAGAUAUGGAAAUUUUGUUGAGCAUUUUGUUAACCGGGAGUUCAUUUGGAAACUUGACAGUACAGAGUUCACUAAUGAGGAAAGGUUCCAAGUCAUGCAAAGUGUUGCUGAAGAAUUAUCCGUUAGUUUUGAUGCCAAGGAAUUGCAACUCAAGUUAUGGGCCACACCGGAAACAGAACAUGAUAUGGUUGAGAAGGGUUCAAGGAAGCCAGCAGAAUUAUCAAUGCCUUUAUCCAACAAGCAGAGAUGCGUCAAGGAUGCUCCAUAUGAAGAACAAGAGGAUAUCCUUGAGAAGAGUUCGAGGAAGCCAGCAGAACUAGCAAUGCCUUUAUUCGACAAGACAAAGUGUGAAGGGGAUGCUCCAUGUGAAAGAAAAAAUAAGGAUAUGCUUGAGAAUUACUCAAUCAAGCCCGUAGAACUAGCAACUGCUUCAUCCAACAAGCAGAAGGUUACUGAGGAUGUUCCAUGUAAAAGAAACUGUGAUGCUGAACCUGCAUACCAUACUGAGAAAGUGGAGAUACAGUUGAUCCAAAAAGAUAUUCAAGCUGUUGCUGAUGCACACCAUACAAUCGAUGAGCAUUCAAGGAAGCAGCAACCUGAUGUGUCUGAUGAGAAGGAAGAUUUGCAGAAACCAGUGUCUCCUGUGGACACUAACAGAAGGAACACCCAAAAAGAUGUUCAGAAGCUUAACAGAAGAGCUGUCCGCCCUUUGGAAAAGGAGCUGAUGGAAGCAGUGGAGCUUGAUCUCAAUGGCCUACCUAAGAAUGGAUUUGGUGCAGUCAAAUUUCCUGAAACAGAUGGCAACAAAUCAGUUCAACUAAAUGUCAAGCCAAACGAGGCUGUGAGAGAUUACCAUAUUGAAAAAGAGAAUAACAAAGUCCUUCAUGCACGCAUGCCUGGUGGUCCUGAACACAAUGGUAGACAUGCAGAUUCAGGGCUAAGAGUUCAGCGCCCAGACAAUCAAGGACGUCCAGUCAGUCCUCUUAGUGGUAACACUAGAAAUAAGGCUCCUUACACUAAGCGGAAUGUUGCAAACAUGAAGAAUCCUACUGAAAAACAAGCAAACAGUGGUUUCUUGCAUGAUAAACCGCAGCAUUUAGCUGAUCUGGGAUAUCCAGUGCAGAAAGGACAAGGAGUGCCAGAGAGGGCAGGUACUAUGCUGCCUCCUUAUGUUAAACCAAAAUCUAACAUGCAACCUGUGAAUGAUGAUCCUGAAAAGAAAACUCCAAGUGGUUACAGCAAGCCCAACAUCCCUGGACAAACUGACCACUUGGAGAACAAAGAUGUGCUUCGACCUGUUUCUGUUAGAAGGAGAACUGCAAAGCUGCCAGCACCUGUUGAUACUUAUGUUGAGGUGCCUAACAAUGAGAAGGUCACAAGCCAAACACCCAAAAGUCACAGAAACCACUCAAGCAGGCAGAAUGGUGCUAAAUAUGACCAGAACCGGAAAUGCAAUGGGACUGAUGAUGUUGGUAGAGGGACGAAUGCUCAGAUAACUCCAGGUAGCCAAUCAAAGCACAUAGGCAGGAGGAAUGGAACUUUGAACCACAUCAAUGACUACGGCAGGUUGAUGCAGCGUAGGCAACCUGAAGCAGAUGAGACUGCUAUUGAUUUCGGUAAUCUCUUGCCUCAAAAUGCAAAUGGACAGAGGAGACACAACAGCGGACACAAUGGAGACCUUGAUGAGGAGGACAGGAUGAUGGACAAGCUUUUGAUGCACUAUAGCAAGAAGAAAGGUUCGGACCCAACCAACAAUGAAGGACAUAUAGAUGCUGUGCAGAAGGUUUCGUUGCAUCCCCCAGGUAGAGCUAUCUCGCUACCGCCUGAAUCUGUUGGCCCAGGUGAAGAUGCGAAGGUUCCUGCUCGGUCCACCUCACUUCAGCCAGAUGGUCCUAAGAGUGCGCAUGUGCACCCAAAAAUGCCAGACUUUGAUGAGUUGGCUGCUCGGGUCAAGGCUCUGAGGAAGGCGGCAUAAGAUCGUCUUUGGCUUGUGUACACGUUCUUUCAGCUGAAGAGUUGAUCCUUUGUUGACGGUUCCUUGCAAGACACAACCACUGAGUCGUUCUUUGAUGUGCAGUUCCUUCAAGAGAUUAAACAGAUUUGUGUAUGUGUUUUACUCUCUUUUUUCCGUUACAUUUUUUUUACAGUGCUCUUGUUAUAGGUUUUCCAUCGAACCAGGUGUUUGUGUAGAAUAGGAGCACUGGUUUCAGGUUAACACGAUAUAUAGUACAGUUGAUAGGAAUUUUCCAUUG
This is a messenger RNA of Sorghum bicolor (sorghum), 2833 nucleotides long. RefSeq lists its product as uncharacterized. The record is from RefSeq and is a predicted model, not a curated record. The transcript is spliced from 6 exons. Gene Ontology annotation, biological process: protein transport. Bases 199 to 2556 code for a protein of 785 amino acids. Lineage: Eukaryota; Viridiplantae; Streptophyta; Magnoliopsida; Poales; Poaceae.